AUGGACUCGACAAAAGAAGUUGUUCAGAAGCUGGCCAAGCUCAACAUCGACCCUCCCAUGCGAGCACCGAUUCAAGACGUCAACGCCUCCCACCCACCUAGUUCAAACCGCACUCCUUAUGGUCUUUAUGGCCAGUCUUUUGGCCAAACACAGAACACGGAAGUCGACCUCAACGACAAAAGCACUAAGCCAGAAACUACCCCCAUCGCCGCCCCUUUCACAGCAUCCACCGGCCCUCAGAGCCCCGACAACAUCCCCUUACGCAAGCCCCUAAAGACCAUAUCCCGUAACCUCGCCGAAAGCCUUGCCAGGAGCGGCAACACCAACAACCCCAGCCACAGAACCACCAGCAUCACCAAAUGCCGUGACAGAAUGAGGAUGGGCGUCGACAAAUUUCUUCGACGCGAUGCAUCUAAAGGGCUCAAGCGUUGGUUGAAGGAGAAGGAGAGGCGCCAUGACAGGAGGGCCACGAGGGCCCAUAGAGGUGGUGCCAUUAGUGAGGGCCUGAGGAAAAGGCUGGGGUUGAAGAGGGAGGGGGCUAGUUUGGGGGUUAUCAACGAGGAGGAAGAGGAGGGGGAGGAGGAUGUGAAGAUGGAGGAGGGUAUGGAGAUGGAGGAGGAUACGGUGAUGACGGAUUGA
Neurospora tetraspora is the source of this 639-nucleotide messenger RNA. RefSeq lists its product as uncharacterized. Bases 1 to 639 code for a protein of 212 amino acids. The transcript has a single exon. Lineage: Eukaryota; Fungi; Ascomycota; Sordariomycetes; Sordariales; Sordariaceae. The record is from RefSeq and is a predicted model, not a curated record.